Molecule: messenger RNA, 3526 nt
Organism: Impatiens glandulifera
Lineage: Eukaryota; Viridiplantae; Streptophyta; Magnoliopsida; Ericales; Balsaminaceae
Product: probable LRR receptor-like serine/threonine-protein kinase At1g07650
Exons: 24
Coding region: 588-3251 (887 amino acids)
Biological process (GO): protein phosphorylation
Molecular function (GO): ATP binding; protein binding; protein kinase activity
Source: RefSeq, a predicted model, not a curated record
AUCGUCUCUAUUCCUAUCUUCUCUCUUUCUCGCUGUCUUCUGAUAAUAGUUUACUUUAUAAACUUCAACAAUCAAUGUACACGUAAAUAUAUCAUCUUUCUCUCUAUCUACCACCCGAUUGAUAAUAUUGAACCAGUAAGCCAGAGAAAUUGGAUAAGAUCUAUAACUAUCGAUCAAUCUCAAGUACUUUUCUUCAAUCUUAAUGCUACAAAUGAGGUUGCCGCCGCUUCUUUACGUUGUUUUCUGUUUUCUACCUGUCAUUAUCUUCUCCACUACUCCCGGAUUUGCAGCCAAUCCGACCCUUCACCCGCCGGAAGUGAAGGUGCUGGAGGAGAUUGGGAAAGAGUUGGGAAAGAAUGAUUGGGAUUUUAACAAGGAUCCUUGCAGUGGAAAGGGGAAUUGGAGUCUCCCUAUUCUCAAGAAGGGUUUUGAGAGCUCUGUAACUUGCAAUUGCUCUUUCAAUAACAAUCUCACUUGCCAUGUUGUAAGCAUAGCUUUGAAGUCACUAAAUUUUUCAGGUGACCUGCCACCACAGUUUGCAAAACUUCGUCAUCUUAAGAACUUAGACUUGAGUCGUAACUAUUUUCAUGGUUCUGUUCCCUCUCAAUGGGCUACAUUGCAGUUGGUUGAUCUGUAUCUCCUUAAUGGGAAAUCGGUUAUCUGGUCCAUUUCCAAAUGUACUCACCAAGAUCACCACCCUCAGAAACUUGAGUGUUGAAGGAAACUACUUCAAUGGAACUAUCCCAACAGGAAUUGGGAAACUGGUUAAUUUACUAAAACUUACUCUUUCAUCAAAUUCAUUUACUGGAGAAUUGCCUGUGGCACUUUCAAAUUUGACCAACCUUGUGGAUAUGAGGAUAAGUGACAAUAACUUCACUGGAAGGAUACCAAAUUUCAUUGCAAACUGGAAAUACAUACAGAAACUGCACAUUCAAGGUUGUCCAUUGGAGGGACCCAUUCCUUCCAGCAUUGGUACAUUAACAAGUUUGACUGACCUGCGGAUCAGUGACUUAAAGAGUGGACGUUCUACCUUUCCCCCUCUUAAUAAUUUGGAGUCCUUGAAGACACUGAUACUGAGGAAGUGUUUAAUCCAAGGAAAGAUACCUGAUUUUCUUGGUGAACUUGUAAAACUGAAAAUUUUGGACCUCAGUUUCAACAACUUAACUGGUGAAAUUCCAUCUUCUUUCAACAAACUGCUCAAAGUUGAUUUUAUGUAUUUGACAGAAAAUAGGCUAGUGGGACCCUUACAAGAAUGGAUGAUAUCAAAAAACUGGAACUUAGAUGUAUCUUACAACAACUUCACUUGGGGGAGAUCCAGUCCAAAGGGGUGCACACAACCUACUGUGAACCUUGUAGAGAGCUAUUCUCAAUCAGCAAAAAAAAUAAGUGAAAUUCACCCAUGCCUAAAGGGGAACUUCCCUUGUUCUUCUAGGAAUGAACGCUAUUAUUCUAUGUACAUCAACUGCGGUGGCAAUGAAGUUUAUGUAAAUAACACCAAGUACGAAGCAGACCUUGACUCAAGAGGUGCUUCCACAUUUUACAAUGCACAGAACUGGGCAUGGAGCAGUACUGGGAACUUCAUGGAUAAUGAUGCAGAUUUAGAUUCUUAUACUAUAUCAAAUAAUUCUGCCCUGCUUAAUGUCUCUGAAGAACUGCAACUUUAUACAACAGCACGCAGAUCACCCCUCUCUCUCACCUACUACGGACUAUGUCUUGGUAAUGGGAAUUACUCUGUCAAACUCCAUUUUGCUGAACUUCAAUAUACAAAUGACAAGACAUUUACCAGCCUUGGAAAGAGAGUUUUUGAUGUCUACAUCCAGGGGAAGUUAGUAUUAAAAGAUUUUAACAUUGUCCGUGAGGCUGGCGGAGCUGUUAAACCUACUGUAAAGACUUUUAGUACCUUAGUGACGAACAACACCUUGAAGAUACACUUCUACUGGGCUGGAAAAGGAUCAACGGGAAUCCCAGCAAGAGGAGUAUAUGGUCCUCUCAUAUCAGCUAUAUCAGUUGAUCCUAACUUUAAACCUCCUUCUUCACACAAGAUUAACCCUAUAAUGUUGACUGGGGCUGUAGCUGGGGGAGCAUUUCUUAUCAUUGUUGUCCUAGCUGUUCUUUGGAGAAAAGGCUAUCUGGGAAACAAAAUAGCAAUUGACAAAGAUCUUAGAGGCCUAGACCUGCUAACUGGAAUUUUCACAUUAAGACAGAUGAAAGCAGCAACCAAGAAUUUUGACGUAGAUAAUAAAUUAGGGGAAGGUGGUUUUGGAUCAGUUUAUAAGGGUAUGUUAUCAGAUGGGACAAUAAUUGCAGUGAAACAGCUAUCCUCAAAAUCAAGGCAAGGAAGCCAUGAAUUUGUGAAUGAAAUUGGAAUGAUUUCUGCUUUACAACAUCCAAAUCUUGUAAAAUUGUAUGGAUGUUGUAAUGAAGGGAACCAAUUACUAUUGGUUUAUGAAUACAUGGAAAACAACUGCCUUUCCCGUGCCCUCUUUGGUCGGGAUAAAACUUGCAAGUCGAAACUAGACUGGCCUACCAGGCAGAAAAUCUGCCUCGGCAUAGCAAGGGGAUUGACUUACCUACACGAAGAAUCAAGACUUAAGAUAAUACAUAGAGACAUUAAAACCAGCAACGUUUUGCUUGACAAGAACUUUGAUGCAAAAAUAUCUGAUUUUGGCUUGGCAAAACUUUAUGACGAUGCGCAUACUCACGUUAGCACUCGAAUUGCAGGAACUAUUGGCUACAUGGCUCCUGAGUAUGCAAUGCGAGGAUAUUUAACAGAAAAGGCAGAUGUUUACAGCUUCGGAGUGGUUGCUUUGGAAAUUGUCAGCGGAAUAAGCAAUGCAAACUUUAGGCCAACCGAAGAAUUUGUCUAUUUGCUGGACUGGGCUUAUGUUCUUCAAGAGAGGGAGCGUUUAAUGGAACUGGUGGAUCCAGAUUUGGGAUCUCAAUAUUCUGCAACAGAGGCAAUGGUGAUGCUGAACAUAGCUCUUUUGUGCACCAAUGCAUCGCCAACUUUGAGGCCAACAAUGUCACAGGCAGUGAGCAUGCUCGAGGGCCGAACUGCAGUUCAAGAUUUGCUAUCUGACCCUGGAUUUUCAGCUGUUAAUUCCAAGUAUAAGGCCAUUAGAAGCCACUUUUGGCAGCACCCCAUUCAAUCUCAGACCUUGUCCACCACCUGUCCCCAUACCGACGACGACGAGUCCUGUUCCAAUGUUGAUGCUGAUGAAGUGACUGGACAACUUAUAAGAGAUGAUUGAUUGAUUGAUUCCCUUGAGACAUUAUAUUUUAUUUGAAAAACCAUAUUUUAUUCUUAACACGAAUCCACAACCAAAGUUAGUUAGGUUGUGGGAGUCAUCAUGAGACAGUUGCAUAACUCCACAAUCUAACUAAUAUGACAUAAGAUAAGACUCUUUUCGGUUGAGUACCCUAAUGGGUUAGCUACUAACAAUUAAUUGUAGAUAUGUUGUUCAUUAUAAACACUCAUUUGUAAGUUUAUGGGUUCCAAAUAAAGUUGUUUUUUUUUUAAAUUAUU